Molecule: messenger RNA, 1478 nt
Organism: Clunio marinus
Lineage: Eukaryota; Metazoa; Arthropoda; Insecta; Diptera; Chironomidae
Source: the annotation of a GenBank genome assembly
GGCAACACUUUUGUUAACACUUCUUGUCAUCAACGGCUUAAGAGAUGCAAAGUUUUUUAUAUUUCUAUUAUUUUAAUAUUUAAAAAUGGUUACAUCGUGUGAAAUAAGAUUUGAUAACAAUCCAAAAGCCACAUUUCAAUCUGGACAAACGAUAACAGGAACAGUGAUAUUGACAUUAACCGAAAAAAAGAAAUUUCGAGCGUUGUAUUUGAAGAUUGAGGGAAGUGCGAAAUGCAUGUGGACAGUUACGAAAGGAACCGGAAAUAAACGGAGAUCGGUGACUUAUUCAGGGAAAGAAGAUUACUUAAAUCAAGUGACUUAUCUGUUUGGCAGCCAAUCAGGAACAACACCCGUUCAGAUUCCAGCUGGAACCACAACAUACUCAUUCGCUUGUAUACUUCCGCAACAAAUUCCGUCAUCAGUUGAGGGAAAAUAUGGAAAUAUCAGAUACAGUUGCAAAGCAGUUCUGGAUCGUCCAUGGAAGUCUGACAAAGAGUUCAGACUCUCAUUUACUGUUAUCAAAGCAGAAGAUUUGAAUUUGGUAACGCCGAGCUUGUUUCUUCCGGCAAAGUCAGAAAUUAUUCGUCGAUUUUACUGCUGCUGUUUCAAGUCAAAGCCAUUUCAAAUGUGUGUAAGCAUUCCAUUCACUGGCUACGUUCCGGGACAAAAAAUUGAAGUUACCAUUCACAUGAACAAUCAAUCAAAUAUUGAUAUUGAAGGAACAAAAGUUUCAUUGGAACGUGGCAUUCAAUACAUCAGUCAAGCUCCAAGAAAGAAGAUUCGCUUCGAAAGUUUAACAGUUUGUGAAAUUUUCGGUACCGGAAUGCGUGCUUGUGGACUUGGUGAAUUCAAAAUUCUUCUUCCACUUCCUCCACUUGCUCCCACUAAUAUGGAUUACUGCAGUGUUCUCACAACAAGUUAUCAACUUAAAGUCCUCGCUAAAGCUUCGGGUGCUCACAAAAAUCCACAUUUAAACAUUCCAAUAACAAUCGGAACGAUUCCUCUAAGGUCAUCAGUUCAAGCGCCACAUUAUGAUGCAGUUAUGAAUAAUUCAAUUGCUUCAUCAAGUAGCCAUCCAUCAGCUCCAAGAAACUUCAAUUUGCCACCACCAAGUUACGAAGAAGCUAUGAGAAUUGUGCCUGAAAUGACAGAAAAUAAUCACGAUGUAAGUGUUUUUAAUCCUUUAUACCCGGUUUGGAACUUUGGAAGUUCUCAACCACCAUCAGCAACGACAUCGCCAAGUAAAGUGCCUUAAAUUAAGAAAGCAAUGUAUUUACUCAUUUCAUAGCAAUUUGAAUGACGUCAUCUAAUUAACAUUUAGGUAGUUCUCUAAGAAUCUCUGUCAUGUACUCCUCUCUAAAUGAUAAGAGAAAAUUAAAUCAAAAAAUUGCUCAAAGAGCUUUAAACUUAUGUAUCGAAUCGAAUGUAUUUUUUUAAUAUAUUUUUUAAAAGAAUAAAAUUAAAAACUUUAUCAAACA